AUGGCGGGCAGCAGCCCGGACAUGACGAUGGAGCAGAUGAUUGCCAUGAAGGAAGGCCUGGAGGCUCAAAUCCGGGCCAUGUCCAAGCCAGAGGGGCAGCCAAACACGAGCCUCGCUGGCAAGUUUACACAGAAGGCUGGCUACCAAAGAGAUGUCGAGGAGCCACGAAAGCUAGAGACGGGCCAAAUGUAUGAGGUGGUGGCCAACUUCGUGGCAGUUCGGACCUUGCCAUCCCUGCAGGCCCCGUUCCUUCGUCGGCUGAAGAAGGGUGCUCGGGUUGAGAUGUUCGAAUGGGACAAGACUCGCUGCUGGCGGCGAGUUUGCAUUGAAACGCCUGUGGAUGCUGAAGAGAAGCCGAGACCACCCAGAAUGACAGAGGCUCAGAAGAGGUGGGCCACAGCGGAGCCAGUGUGGGAUUCUGUGAGUGGGCGCUGGGUCGAUGCUGCUCCCAAAGUGGAGGUGCUCGACUCCGACUCUGACGACGUGGUGGUGAAGAAAGAUGCCUGGAUCAUGGUACACCAUCCGGAGAUGGGGUUGCUGCUUCAGGCUGUGACGGAGAUGGGCGAGCCUGAAAAGGAUCUCAGCAGUGUUCCCGCUCAGGAGACAAAGGUUGAAGAUGUAAAGCAGCUGCAAGACUUAUCCAAUUUGCAGCAGCACUCCGGAGCAGCCUUUGCCUUUGCAGCAGAGAAGGCGCGCUUCGAUUUCUUUUGGGGCAAUUCUCCGAAUGCCGCUCCGCCGAUGCAGACCCCAUCGAGAGCGCAGAUCCCACCUUCACAAAUCCCGCCGCCUGCCAGGCAGCAGGAGUCUGAGCCAUCUAGGGCUGCGGCAGAGCUACCUCUUAUGGAAGCUGUGCGCAAGUCGGAUGAGAUUGAGGUUCGCGCAUUGUUGAAGACCGGCACUGACCCCAACGCUGCUGAUGUUCUAGGUGAGACAGCUCUGUUCGAAGCAGCUUCUGCUGCAAAUGUUCGAAUAGUUGCAGCCCUGCUGCUUCACGGAGCCGAUCCCUGGCACAGAUCAGCGCAUGGGUCGCUUGCUGUGGACAUGGCAGAAGAUCCGGCCACACAAGCCUUGCUCCGGAAAUGGCAGGAAGAAGACGUCUCGAAUUGCGACCUUGCCACUGCAUUGCGAAAUCUCACCGAAACUGACGCUGAAGCUGUUGCAGAGCGCUUGAAAGUGGGACAGCUCACGGAAGAUCCACCGGAUGUGGUAGUAAAGGAAGAGUCUGCUCCUGCACCGCAAGAACAAAAAGCUGUUGCAACACCCGGGGUGCGCUACCGGGUGGUGUACAAGAAGGUGGCUGUUCGAAAAGAGCCAGACACGAAAUCGCAAGCUUUACGCCAACUUCCUCAGGGCGA
Messenger RNA from Symbiodinium pilosum, 1355 nucleotides. The record is from the annotation of a GenBank genome assembly. NCBI's taxonomy places the organism in Eukaryota, Dinophyceae, Suessiales, Symbiodiniaceae.